Alternaria burnsii is the source of this 1095-nucleotide messenger RNA. RefSeq lists its product as uncharacterized. Bases 1 to 1095 code for a protein of 364 amino acids. Lineage: Eukaryota; Fungi; Ascomycota; Dothideomycetes; Pleosporales; Pleosporaceae. The transcript has 4 exons. The record is from RefSeq and is a predicted model, not a curated record.
AUGUGGUUUAUCUGGAACUUUAUCUCGAUAAAUUACGACAUGUAUUACACCAACCUUCGUCCCCACAGCCUGCCCGGCCACAAAUGGCAUGCUCCUUUCAAGCCUUUGGGCCAGUGGGCUGCCAUCGACAACCUGUACGGCGAGCAAGCUUGGAUAGACAAUGAUACCGUCCUGGCUGGUGUUACUUCCAUCAGUGGCUUUGAGGCGAUGCUUUGCUUGGUUUACCUUUGGAGUCUAGUUCGGGGUCGCGGGUCGAGUAAAGCGACGAAGACAAAUACUGUCCGCCCAAUGACUACGGACACCGCCGUUAUCGGUUUAAUAGUUGCUGUGGCUCAUUGGACCAAGAUGUGGAUGUAUACAAGCUUCCCAACGCUUCUGCGAGCACAGUUCUAUCCCUUCUCGUCUGAUUUGGAUGUUGGUCAAUGGGAAAUCAAGAGCAACCUGUUUAUCCAUCAAUACAAUGGUACAAGUCUCCACAAGGCGUCUUGGGUGUGGUUCCGCCUGCGCUGCUACGUCCAACAGAACCAGGGUUCCAAGACCCCGCCCCUCCCCCGCACUAACCGCAUCAACACCUCUCCCACGCCAGCUGCCCCUUCCAGCCAGCUCCAGCCCACCUGUCUCGCCCCGCCCCUCCCAACCACAUUCACCUACGUCACCGAUCACGCAGCUGCGUACUACGCACCUCUAGCCGGCUACAUAACCCACACCAUGUCGUCUCCAGCCCAGCCCUCUCCUCAAGUCCUACAAGCCUACCAGCAAAGACUAGAAACCCUUUACCAAAGUCUACCGGACCUUGUCACUACCGAGCAGGAAGACAGAACCGAAAUCGAAGCACUCGAACAAGACGUUGGUAACCUUGACGUCAAGGAACAGAACGUACAAGACAGGGCCAACAAGUACUGUCAAGAGUUUCUCUACAUCGGCGGCCUCACCGAUAAGAUCGCAAAAGAGUCGUCCGACUCGACCGCCUCUUCGCACGCGAACCACGCUGAUAUCCAGGCUCACAACUCAAAGGGGCCUGUUGUUCCUGAUAGCAUGCCCAAGGCUGAGAGCAAGGAGGAGCUUAAGAAGAGGGCUGAGGAGUUGAACAAAUAG